CAUGUGAGCCGGAGAGACCACACUGCAUGACACAUGGGCUGCUUCCUUUUCCAGUGGUAACUGGUCAAGAACCAGGCAAGCAGCAUCUAAACAAGAGCUGCUUUCUCCUGGUCUCUGCUCAGCUCUUCCAGCUGUUCUGUUCCAUCCAUCUUUGGAACUGUCUAGGAAAACGAGGCUGUCAGGGCAAAAACAAAACAAAACAGGGGGGCAUUUCUGAAUGCAUAAAGGAUGAUUUCCCAUAACAGUACAACAUCUCCUCCACCCGCAAAUAUUGGAAGGUCUCCAGCGGGAGAUGAUAUUGCAGUUAUUGGAGGUGUCAUCGCUGCUGUGGCUUUUGUCUUGAUUUGUCUCUUGGUCGUGAUGCUACGAUACAUGUACCGGCACAAGGGCACUUACCACACCAAUGAAGCAAAGGGAACCGAAUUUGCCGAAAGCGCAGAUGCUGCUUUGAAAAAUGACCCUACCCUUCAAGAAGCCAUGGAUGAGAGCCGGAAAGAAUAUUUCAUCUGAGAGCAAAGGCAGCCCCACUGAGACACACUUAGUAAGUCUCUCCUUCUCAAGGGGAUCGAUCAGAGGCACGACAUCAAAAAGCACCAGGAUAUGAAGAGAGCGCAGAGGAAAACAAGGGGACUAAUUGAAACGUUGCUGCUUGCCUCCCCCCCCCCCCCCCAAGAAGAACUAAACACCAGAACCAUGGCUAUUUAUUUGAUUUGAUUAGGAGAAACAAAACAAGAAAAAAAUGGGGAUGAGUGAUUAGCCGAUAGCAGAGCAUAACACCAAAUAUCAAACCUUGACAUUUGGCAAAAAAUAGCAAGUGACAAUGGAAAACAUCCUCAUAGAUUCAUUGCUCCAUGCCACACAGUUUCCGUAUCUGAAAAGGCAAUUUAAGUAGCAGCAAAACAAACGUAAUGCCGAACACUGGCAGAAAACCUACUUUUUAGCCCAUGUAUUUUGUUUUCUUAAACAUGUAUAAACUUUUUCACUGCGAAAAAAAUAUAUAUAUAGAAAUCCCAUCCCCCCCCCCCCCAAAAAAAAAAAAUAACCCAACAUCCAGAACCUUGCUGGAAAACAUUAUGGGAAAAUACUGGCAAAAAGUUUGUUUGUUUUUAAGGACUGCUCGAUGUAUGUUGUAGGGAUGUCAGAUUCUUCUCCAUUGGUUUGAUUAGGACUUCCUUGGAUUUGUUGCUUUUUAAAGCCGUAUUAUCAGCUGCCCUGGAGUGUAUACCAUUUUCUAAAGCUCUUCUCAUGUUGUGUAACUGCUUGUGUGUCUGUCUUCAGCUGUUUAAACCUCAGGGUGGUUUUACAACCACAGCGCUUGUUGAAGUGGUGCUUCUGCAGCUCAGCAUGACUUGCAUAAGGGAAAGCCAUUGAAAUGAUCAGAAAUCCCAUCAUUCAUACCUACAUAGAAUCAUCUGCCCUGUUAACCCUGUACCAUUCCUCCCUCUUCAACUGAAAGAAGAGCAAGGUCUAAGUGCAGUGUGGACUCAGCCUUAAAUCCUAUCUAAACAAAACCAGUCCGCGCAGGCUUCAAUGAUGCAUAGACUCUCUUCGAAGUCUGAGUCGGCACUGAAAAUACAACCCAGGCCUGAGCAUCUUCUGACCCAUGGAAUCAAACUUAGUCCACUAGUCGUGCAUUGUGGCCUGCCAUGUGCAUGACCUAUCCUUACAUGGGCAGGCAGUAAACGCAGGAGUUUAUCCAGUUCGUACUGAGCCAUCCUAGGUGGUCACAAAUUGGGUAGGGUUGUGCCAUUGCAUUGGAGGCCAUUUCUAUAUGUCACUCUCCAUGCCAUAACAUUCAACAGCAAGCAUGGAUUUUUAGAUUAUUAUUUCCAAUUUCAAAAAAAGUCUUAAAAACACCAUAAGAUAUAUUUGAACAAUAAUGCAAAAAAGCCAAUAAUAAAACCAAUAGGUGUCUAACAGAGCACUGGAAAUUAUUAGCAACAUUCAAAUAAAAAUAACAAGACUGGCAGAUGAUCCAACAAGAAAUUUCUAGGAUCUUGGGAUAUGAAUUCAAGAAAGCUGCAGAGACUUUUCUGUUGGGAUUACAAAUGGAAAAA
Heteronotia binoei (common prickly gecko) is the source of this 2057-nucleotide messenger RNA. RefSeq names its product glycophorin C (Gerbich blood group) (gene GYPC). The coding region runs from base 229 to 510 and encodes 93 amino acids. The record is from RefSeq and is a predicted model, not a curated record. Gene Ontology annotation, cellular component: cortical cytoskeleton; membrane. NCBI's taxonomy places the organism in Eukaryota, Metazoa, Chordata, Lepidosauria, Squamata, Gekkonidae. The transcript has 3 exons.